UUUUUGAUCGACAGCAGCUUGGACGACGUCAAAAAGAAGUUGGACGCCCAAACCCGCAAACACAACAAAACGAUGCGCGAGCUGCAGACCGCCAACAGCAAAAAUCACACGCUGGAGUCGUCCAACAAGAAAAAGGACGCCCUCAUCGCGGACCUGGAAAAGCGGAAUGCGGAGUUGAUUGAGUACGGGUCCUGGUGCAAGAAAGAGAACACCAAAAUGAAGAGUGACCUCAAAAACAUGACGGAGGAGAAAGAGUCCAUCGAGACAAACCACAACACCUUCGUCAACAGGCACAAGCGGUUGAUGCAGACGUUUGCUGACCGGGUGUGCAAGAUCUUGUCCAGAUUCAAGUCCGAGGCGGAAGUCAAUGCCAUCUCAGAUGCCGCCGACAAGGGGAUCUUCGUGAAGGGUCCAACCCUGCGUGCAUUCGUCAAGCGCCAGGUUGCGUUACCGGCCUUCUGGGAGUUGCUGCGGGGUUUCAUGAAGUCGCACUCGCGGAGAAGUGCAGAGGGCCUCAUAGAAGAGUACGCCACGGGCGGCGACGGCGGAUUAACGAGAGAUUGCGCGCAGGCUGCGACUGGGUUGUCGCCCGAGAAAGCAGCCGCCGCAGCAGCCGCGGCAUUCGACCCUGUCCAGGCCGCGACAGAUGCUGAUCGUUUGCUUGCAGUUCGGAUUGCAGGGGCUGCUCUGGAUCGCAACUAUGAGAGCAUUUCCGAACGCGACUUUGUGUGCAAAUUUGGCUCUGAUGUCGUGGGCGGCUCUAAUGAUGAGCGCAAGGCCGCGUUCGCGCGCCUCGUUGAGCGCGGCCACUUGAUCUUCGAGAGGCCGAAGAAACGAGGCAGGAUCGGCGAGAAAACUGCAGGCGAUGCUGAGAAACGCGCCGACCUGCUGCAGUCCCUGCGAGCCCAAGAGUCCGUUGUAGACGCAGUGGCGAAGCGCGUCGAAGUUUUGGCGGGUGCGGGGCAGGGCGGCGGUGUACCUGAGACAACGCAAGUCCCUACCACAUAUCAGACGAAGUUCGAUGUGCCGUCCAGAAGGUACGUGGUCGGCUUCGGUGCCCAGAGCCUGAAUUGGUCCGCUCGUCUGGCCGGGCUGAGAGACGUCGAUGAUUGGGACAUCAAGAAAUGCGCGUUCACGCUGGCCCCGCAGAUUGCAGAGCGAGUCGAGUUUGCGCUGGGCCAGCACCAGGCAGCCAAGUUUGAGUGUCUCCGUAGAAAUUCCACGGACACGGCGGCAGUAUGCGAGGAGCUCGGCAUGACCACAGAGGAUGCUAAAAGCACGUGCGUAUCUGUCUUCUGCGGCGGCAAUCCGCCCGAAGCGCUCGCCGAGAAUAGCUUCCUCUUGGCGUUGGGGCGCGAGGGCAUUUAUCUUCGCUGGCUUGCUGUCUCAUUGAGCCCUGAGAUGCACGAGAUCUUCGUCAACGAUAGUUCUCGGCGGAGCCCGGCCGACUCGGAGAAGGCGAUCUUGGAGGCCACGGACUAUUCCGUAGAGGUUGCCUUGAAGACCCACGCGCGCUUUCUGGGCAUGCUCGUCGGCGACGCGGAGACCGCGGCGCGCGACGGCGCCGCUAUUCCACAGGUGCUGCUGGCCGCUGGCAACUGCAUCAUCCCCAUGAUGGCCAGGCUGACAGACAACGUCGCCGCGGCGGCGCCCAUGGCGAACAAGCGCAACAGGGCGAACAAGGAUGCUGCAGAGUGCCAGGCGCGGACGUACAGCAAUUGCAGCAAACUCACGAAGCAAUCCCUGGCGCCCUUGUUGGAGUUCCCGACUGGAGAGGGCAGAUAUUUGAUCCGCGUCGAGAAUGGCGGCCACCCGCAAUGCGUCGCCGCGACCCUGCGCCAGGGCGAUGUCUGCCAUGUGCUCGUGGGGGAGAAAACUUACGAGACCAAGAUUUCGACCGUGCGUCGGUGCUGGUCCGCGUCUGCAGACUCAAGGUUUCUUGCUCAGUUCAAGCUUUCGGCCGUGGAGCUCCCGCCAAACACACAGGAACAAGUGCUCCUUGAACUGAAAGCGGGCGGAUCGGCUAGCGACGGCUCAGGCAGCUGCGGCGCGCCCUGCACCAAGGGCAAGGGUCUGCGGCAAGACGUCGCCGACGAGUUCGAGACGCACUUGGAAUUCUGCGUAUGCGGGUGCAGGCUCUGCAAGAAGAGCGAUGCGACUCAUGAGGCCAUCGUCCAUGACCUCCGCGCCGUGACGACAGUGACGGUCACGCCCUGGCAGUGUAAUAGCAAGAAAUAUCGAUUGACAUACGGCCCCAACUUCGUGUGGGUCGGGGGGCGCAAGAUGAACACUGCUACUCUCGCCGACCUGGGGUGCGCCGGAGUUGUCUUCAUCUCGAGCAAGCGCGGCCUCACCUUGAGUUACGCGCGGUACUACGAGGCAAUGUUGUUCAGGAACUUCGCCUCGGCCAGGGGCGCAGACUGGGUGCAGAAGGAUUUCUUUGACGACGGCGACGGCGGCGGUUGGCAGGGGAAGAAGUUCCCUUUCGACAUGCGUAAACGUCACAGCCAUGCCAUUCUGUAUGUGCUGGCCGCGCAGGAGUUGGAACCGCUCGGCAAGCAUCUUGAUAUCUACGUGGAGGAGGAUAUCAGCGAGAGCGCUCUGAGGACAUACGACGACCACCUCCACAAGCGCGUCUAUCCGCCCGCCAACUCAGCUUGCGUCACUGAGCUAGUGGGCGACGGCCACGAGAAGGUGUUGGUGCGCUGCAGCGGCGGCCGUGGCCUGCCCGGAGGGAAAGUGCUGAAGAGGCCUUCGGCUGCUCGCAAGUUCGCUGGGAAGGCCUUGACGAGGAAGCCCGCUGCCGCGAAGACUCGCUCCAAGCCCAAGCCUGUCGCGAAGAAGACCGCCGUGAUUAAGAAGCCCGCGGCGACCAAGGCUGGCGCGAAGCGCAAAGCCCCGAAGUCUCUACACCACAACAACGGGCGGUUUAUGCUUCUGACCACGAGUGGCCGCGUGGUGGCUGUGACCGAGCAGUCCGCGCCAGAGGGCAACGACGUGGUCGAGUCCACCAUCCUCAGGGUUCCCCCGCAAUGUCCGAGGGUCAACUGCUUCAUAUACGACAGGGCAUGCUCGGUGAUGCCUUCGGCGCUGCUGGACGACCAGUUCAAUCAGAUCAAGUACUGGGUCGUCGACAGGCUGCGCGCCCAGAAGCACGUGCCCACCUGCGCAUGUAAUCCGACAAUACAUCGCUUGAAGCUGCGCAUCGGCGGACUUAUCACCCAGGUGGCCGAGCAGCGUUUCUCGUGGUUUCGCGGCUACUCGCGGAUUUUCAACGAGAUGUCGCCCAGCCGCCACCGCUUCUUCGUCCUGUACUUCGUUGCCAAGCACAACUAA
Prorocentrum cordatum is the source of this 3336-nucleotide messenger RNA. The record is from the annotation of a GenBank genome assembly. NCBI's taxonomy places the organism in Eukaryota, Dinophyceae, Prorocentrales, Prorocentraceae.